GCUAGGGUUAGGAAGGAUUCUGGGAAGCUGCGGCAGAGGAGACCUGACGCAGACAGCCUUUAUUGCUUUGUCCCCCCAAUUACCUUUUCUGCCGUCUAGGCUUUAGGGGGGCCUGGGACUGGGGGCGGGUUCCCGAGCCUGGGCGGGGGUGGGAUGGGCUGGGGGCUGGGAGGGAGAAAGGCUGCGAAGCGCAAGCUGAGUGUAUGAGUGCGUGUGUGGAGCAGCUUAGGGAACGAGGUGCUAAGACACCACCCCCCAGGGCCGCUUUAGGGAGAGAGGGAACUGCCCUAGAGCUAUGAGCCGGGCGACUGGCCGUGGAGCCUUGCCCAGGCUGCGCAGGGGCGAGCCAGCGGCUAAGAUGCCGGGUCGCUGCGUUGGGCCCAGCAGGUCGGGGCGGGGAGUUCGGCGGCCGUGGGGGAAGAGACGGGGCGCGGGGACCUCCCGAGGCCGUGGAACAAGGCGCCGGGCGAGGUCCUCGGAGUGGGAGACGCGCUGUGUGAGUGCAGGAAGGCCGCAGGGCAGUCGGCGGCCGUGGGGGAUGAGACAAGCUGCGGAGACCAACGAUGCCGCCGGGGCGAAUGAGGUUUCGGGAACUCCUGGGACCGCAGGCUCCAUCGAGGCUGCAAGGGACCCUGGGGCUGUGUGGGUGAACGGAGCUGUGGGAGAGCCCGAGGUGGUGGGGCCUGCCGGGGCUGUGUGGGUGACCGGGUCUGGGGAGGAGGAGACCGAAGAUAGGAGUCCCCGGGUCUGCGAAAGAAAAGGUCGCCCGGGAUCUCUGGGCCAUGAGAGCAUUCUUCACCUGUGGCUGAAGGUGCAGGCUAUGAGAGCCGCCUCGGGAUGUGGGGAAGGAAGUAGAGUCGAGCUCCAUCCCUUGCCUGCAGGAGAGGGACCCGUCGAAAGUGGUGUUCCUGGCCGAGCUUCCUGGGUAGAGACAAGCCAUGGCGGUCUUACAGGGCCCUGGGUGAAGGGACAGGCAAGGGGGUUCCCUCGGGCCCCCUCAGGGCCUACAGCUCUGGGCUUAGGGGCAGCUUACAAAAGAGCCUUAGGCUUCUGUGGACAGGGACAGGCGGGAAGGGUGCCUCCUCCUGCGGGCGUGCCUGUGGCUCUGGAGUCAAGGUCUGAGACGGCCCUACAUCUGUGGAGGGGACAGGCUGUGGGGGUUCCCGCGGCUGGGAAGGAGAUAGGAUAUGGGAUUGCCCCAGGCCCUUGUGUAAAAGGACAGGCUGUGGGCGAGCCUGGGGCCGUGGGGUGGCCUGGUGCUGUGGGAGCACCCAGAGCUGUGGAGGAAGAGCUCGGCUGCGGGGGUGCUACAGGGCAAUGGGGGAGAGGACAGUCUCCGCAGAUUCCUGUGGCUCUGGCACAUGAAACAGUCUGUGGGGCCAGCCCUGGUGUAUGGGGGAGGGGACAGGCUGUGGGGGUGCUCGACCCAGUGGUGGAGGAGCCUACCUCUGUGGUGGCCGCAGGUGUAUGGCACAGGAGACAGGCUGUGGAGGAGACAGGUUCUGUGGUUAUCCCUGGCCUGUGGGGCACAGGACACUCUGUCGGGGUGCCUUGUGCUACUGAAGAGGAAACUAGAUAUGGAGGUGACCCAGGGUUCAGGGAAAGGGGACAGCCUAUGUGGGUGGAGACAGGCUCUGGGGGUGACCCAGGGUCACGGGGAGCUGCACAGACUGCAGAGCCAUCAUGUCUUGGGGAGCAGGCGGCAGGCCUGUGGGGGAUAGAACAGCCUACAGGAAUACCCAGGGCCUUGGGGAAGGACAUGGGUUGUGUGAGUGUCCCAGGGCAGUGGGGAGUAGGACAGCCGGUUGGGGUGCCCCAGGCUGUGGUGGUACCGGGAGCCCUGGGAGAAGAGCUGAGCCACAACAGGGCCAUGGGCCUGUGGGAUGGACAGCAAGCUCUUGGGGGGCCCCCAGCUGAGGCAGUGCCUGGGCUUGAAGAGGAGACCGAUGGUAGGAAUGUCCCGAGCCUGUGGGAAAGGAGGCAGGCUGUAGAGGAGCCAGGGAGUCUGGGGCCUUCAGCUUUAGGGAUCCCUGGGUCUGUGGAUCAAGAGGCUGACUGUGGCGAAGUCUCAUGCCUGUGUGGGAGGGGGCAGGCUGUGGGGGUAUCUGAGACAAUGGGCAUACCCAGGGCAGCAGGUGGGAUCCAGCACAGGUGUGCGGCAGCAGGGGUCCCAACGGUGAUGAGUGCUCCAGGCUGUGGAAAGGUGCCUGCCAGAGUGCCAGCUGCUGUGUGGGUGUCUGGCCCUGUGUGUCAAGAAGGCAGCUCUAGAGACAUUUUGAACCUGUGGGAAAGGGCUCAGGCUGCCAGGUUAUCUGUGGCUUCAGGGGGAUUCAUGGCUCGGGAGGAGCUGUGGUCUGGCGGGGAAGAUAGUGGUUCUGGGGCUUUCCCAGACCCAUGGGAAAGGAGACAGAUUAUUGGGGUUCCUGUGGUGCCUGAGGGGCCUGGGCUUGGGGAAGAGGCUGACUCUGGGGGUAUCCCAAGACCUUGGGGACGGAGACAGAGGGUCAGGGCUCCUGUGGCCACUGACAUGCUCCUGGCUCCUGGGAUGCCUGGUUCUCUGGAGCUGGAGCCUGGCUCUGGAGGCUUCUCAGGCUUUUCGGGGAGGCAGCAAACUGCAGGAAUGCCUGGGACUCUGGGGCUGUCUGCAGCUAGUGGGGUGCCUAGGCCUAUGCAGGAGGAAACUGGCUCAGAAUUGUGGGGAGAAAGAGAGAGAGUAGGUGGGCCUGCAGAUACCAAGGGUCCCACAAGGAUGGGGGUGCCCAACUCUACCAGGAUGCCUGGGCCCACGGGGGAGAAGACUGGCUCUGGGGGUGUCUCAGGCUUGUUGGGAAGCAGACAUACUACAGGAGUGUCCAUGGCUGUGGGGGUGCUGGGGUCUGUGAGAGAGGGGACAUUCUCUGAGCAUGUCUCUGGCCUGUCUGGAAGCAGGCAGACUCCUGGGAGGCCUGUGGCUGCUAGAGGUUCCAUGGCUGUGGGAGUGCCCACAGCUUCCGAGCUCCCUGUGCCAAUGGUGGGGGAUACCAGCUCUGGGGAUGAUGGCUCAGGCAUAUGGGAAAGGAGACUGGCCACUGAGGGGCCUGCUGCUGCCAGGGUUCCUGGACCUGUGGAGGGGGAGACAGGCUCUGAAAGUAUCUCAGGCCUAUGGAGAAGGAGACAUGGUGGAGCCAUUCCCGAGGCUGGGAGGGUGCCUCUGCCUCUGGGGGUGCUCGCAGCUGUAGGAGCUCCCAUGGCAGGGCGUGCGCCUGCUGUAGUGUGGGUGACUGGGUCCUCAGGAGCAGAAGCAGAUGGGGGUGUCUCAGGUCUGACUAUGUGGAGACAGUCCACAGUGGGGGCUUCAGAGGAUGAGACAGGAGGUGGGAGCAUUUUGAGACUGGCUGGGAGCAGCCAGGCUGUGGGGGCAUCUCACACCUGUGUCCCCGAGGCCAGGUUAUGGAGCUGUCCAAGGUCUACAGGGGAAGAAAUGGCCUAUGAGAAUGCCCUAGGCAUGUCAGGGACAAGAACAGCUGUGGGGAUAUCCCCAAAUUCAAGAGAGGACGCAGGCCUUGGCCAUUUCAGAGACCUCCCACAGCCAAGUGGGAGGAGGCUGGCUAGAGGAGUGUCUGCAGUUAGAAUGAGAGGGAGCAAUUUGGGAGAGAGUUAUGAGGAGGAGGCCAGUUUGAGGGGGGUGUUCCAGUAG
Molecule: messenger RNA, 3676 nt
Organism: Callithrix jacchus (white-tufted-ear marmoset)
Lineage: Eukaryota; Metazoa; Chordata; Mammalia; Primates; Cebidae
Source: RefSeq, a predicted model, not a curated record